UAAAGAAAAGGAUAAAGUGCAACGAAUGUAGCCCACUGAAGAGUAUAACAAAGAAGGAACAAAACUCACUACUUCCAGAUGGCUACUCCAGUGAAAGUAUAUGGACCGACUUUGUCAACUGCAGUCUCAAGAGUUCUAGCUUGUCUUCUUGAAAAAGAUGUCCACUUUCAGCUUCUCCCUGUUAAUAUGGCCAAAGGGGAACAUAAGAAACCUGACUAUCUCAAAAUUCAGCCCUUUGGACAAGUCCCAGCUUUUCAAGACGAGAACAUCACUCUCUUUGAAUCCAGAUCUAUAAAUAGGUACAUAUGUGACAAAUAUGGACAUCAAGGGAACAAGGGGCUGUACGGAACAAACCCGUUAGAGAAAGCAUCUAUAGAUCAAUGGAUAGAAGCAGAAGGACAAAGCUUCAAUCCGCCAAGUUCAAUUCUCGUAUUCCAGUUGGCUUUUGCACCGCGAAUGAAGAUCAAACAAGACGAGAACCUGAUCAGACAGAACGAAGAGAAGCUCAAAAAAGUGCUUGAUGUGUAUGAAAAGAGGCUCGGUGAGAGUCAGUACUUGGCCGGAGAUGAGUUCACAUUGGCCGAUCUCUCUCACCUUCCAAACAUCCAAUAUUUGGUGAACGGGACAGACAGAGCAGAGUUCUUCACUUCAAUAAAGAACGUGGGAAGGUGGUGGGACGAGAUAUCUAGCAGAGAAUCGUGGAAGAAGGUAGUUGAAAUGCAGACCUCACCCCCUCCCUCCUAAGACUUGCUGAAACCAUUUGUUUUUCAAAGAUUGUAUUGCUCUGUUAUUUGUCAUGUUGCGAGUUUUAUGUUCUCCGGCUAGACUAACUACAUCUCCAUCUGUGGGUUGAAUAAUGAUUACUAGUUUAUACUUUCUACAGCUACAUUUGUGGGUUUAAUAAUGAUAGUUUACAAACAGAUCAA
Molecule: messenger RNA, 926 nt
Organism: Nicotiana attenuata
Lineage: Eukaryota; Viridiplantae; Streptophyta; Magnoliopsida; Solanales; Solanaceae
Product: glutathione S-transferase-like
Exons: 3
Coding region: 79-744 (221 amino acids)
Cellular component (GO): cytoplasm
Molecular function (GO): glutathione binding; glutathione transferase activity
Source: RefSeq, a predicted model, not a curated record